Cryptococcus deneoformans JEC21 is the source of this 5684-nucleotide messenger RNA. Its product is annotated as histone-lysine n-methyltransferase, h3 lysine-9 specific, putative. Gene Ontology annotation, molecular function: protein binding; histone methyltransferase activity; zinc ion binding. The transcript is spliced from 14 exons. Bases 75 to 5522 code for a protein of 1815 amino acids. The record is from RefSeq and is a predicted model, not a curated record. Gene Ontology annotation, cellular component: nucleus. Lineage: Eukaryota; Fungi; Basidiomycota; Tremellomycetes; Tremellales; Cryptococcaceae.
AUUGUUCUCUCAUCUUAUCUCGGUACAUUGCAAACCUCAUUUCUUUUCGUCUUUUCUCUCACUGCGCUCUAAAAAUGCCAGGCGCCAGCUCGGAAGUGGGUGCUGUCGACAAUCCGUUGGUAGUGGAUAGUUCAGACUCGGACGACGAUCUCUCAGUAUUACCGGCAAAUGGAAGAGUCAAACCGAGUGAUGGUAAAGACCGGUCAUACAAGAAGUCGUUGACGUUCAUGAGAGAGUCUACCGUAGUAGACUUGACACUGUCGGACUCUGAUGACGCCGUCGAAUUCGUUAAUUUCCCUCCCGGCCCGAAUUCGACUCCCGAUCGGGUAGCGCAAGUGGGACUACCAGACAAGCAACCAAGCCCUGGACGGCGUCCAAGACCAUUUAUGUCUAUAGCAAAUUCGUCUUCUUCACCAGAAGAUCAGAAUAUCACCGGUCUUUUGGAAAAUCAUUCUCGAGAGACAGGAGAGCUGCCUAGUCCGCCUUUAGUUGAGGAUCGUGCGGCACCGAAUGGAAUGAAACUCGAUGGGGAGAACAUUGUUAGUCAGAGUAAUGGGAUUAGUGCUGCUCAAGCGGCGGUAACCACAUCUAGAACGUCUUCAUUGACAUCAAAUUUAAACAGACCCCAAUCGGUCUCUGGGGCUCAACCUGCUGUCGCUUCCUCUAGCAGAUCUGCCAUCAAUUCUCCUCCCAGACGAUACCUUUUGAUAUCCCAACAGUCACCUUCGUCUCGUACGACACCUUGCAGAUCUGCCGGUACUGCGUCUCCCACUUCAAGACCCCCAACUCCUCCAUUACCGCCAACACAGUCAACACCUGUAACUGUAUCAGGGCUUCCAGCGCCCUUGAUACUCUCCCCUGUACCGGCUGCUUCAUCAGCCAUCUCGCCCACCAUACCUUCAAUACCUUUACACGCUUCACUUCCCUAUCCUACACUAUCUUUACCGCCUUCAGCUACACCAGCACUUCCAAAUUCCUUUACACUUUCUGCAUCCACUAUCCUUCCUGCAGAUUCUUCAAUUUCUGCACUUCCAUCAACUUCUGCAGCAGGUUUACCUGUGAUGCCUGUAUUCAUUUCACCCGCUACAUCUUCUCCAGCUGGUCCUGAACCAUCAACUCUUCAAUCCGCUUCAGAAGCCACAAAAUCAUCUAACCAAAAAGAAUCGCCAAGGAAAACGGACUCCAAACAAGCGCCUUCCCCUUCAAGUACCCAUGGUUUGUGGACGAAUACAAGGCCAUUUCACGCUUCUUCUAAUUUAUCAGCUACGUCUGGGAAAUCUUCAGCAGCUUCGUCGAGAUCGACAUCUCGGACACUGUUACCUAGUCGUGUGGCUACGAGUGACAAUGUUGCCGGUCCCUCAAAAACGACUUCUGUUUCAUCAACUCACCCACCAGCUAGAGCCCCAUCGUUAUCUCUACCCUCAGAGCCAGAAAGGCAAGUUCACCCAAGGUCGCCAUCUCAUGAAGGCGUAGGAAAGAGGGAGAAGAAAUCCAAGGCGCUUUCUUCUGGUACUGGCCAAAGUACACCCUCAAGAUCUUCAUUAUCAACUUACGAUGUGGCCUCAAAUCGGAAAACUAAAUCGACUGGCCUUAAUGCGUUACCACAAAAGCCCUCCAGUGCAGGUAAGACCUCAAGUAUCCCGCAAAGAACCAGUACAUUGGCCACGGCCAUGGCCAUACGUCCGUUUGUUCGAUCGCCAACUUCUCCUUGUCGCCCAUCGUCGUUUGAAGCUUCCGGACCUAUCCAGUCUUCCGGAGGAGCAGUAAAAGCCGCUCAAAAUCAAGAUAAAAUACAUCCAUUGUCGACAACAUCGUCCAUAUCUUCCCAUUCUAGGGAAACAACGACAAAGGCCGCCACACCCUCCCACGUCACAAUUUCAUCACCAUCGCCUUCCCAAUCCACUUCAGCAUCGACAACAGUGCACGUGACACAAGAUGCUCAAAAGUCAGCAACAACCUCACCUACCAGAGAAAAGAUACAUCCUUCUAGAAGGAAGAGCCAGACAAGCGAUUGUGUGGUUGCUCCGACAACUUCCCAGACUGCGGCCUCCUUGUCAUAUCCGGCAGGGACAUCAGAUGGGACUGGAGAAGCUGAUAAGAAGGCCGCGGGAACCACUGUUCACGCAGGACCAUCUUCCGCUGAUUUUGGAACAUUUGUAGUGCCUCCUACAACCGCUAUUGCAUCCACGACUGUGUCCCCCUCGGUGACUCCACCUGAAGAUGCUCCUUUUUUAAAGUCGGGUCCAACAGUUCAUCCACUUUUUCGCGCUGCGUCUGCAAUUGGGGGUCAGGAUACUUUAACCGAGACGGGAGCAGUUGGAGACGUGUUGUCGCAAGGAUCAAAAGGCCGGGCAUCAUCACCCCGGAUAACAACUACUGGAGCAGUUUCGCAUCUUGUGCUACCUAUUGAUGUAGGCUCAAAAAUUAAGCCAACAGCAGCGCCUUCACUCUUUGCAUCAGGUGUGACUAUCGGAAAUGUCGAUGAUCAGGCUGCUGCGCAGCCACAGAACCCAGCACCUCUUCCGUCAGCUUUAUCUGUUUUGUCGAAGAAGAACCUAGGGUCAUCGUCCAAAGAGUCAAGCGUUAAAUCUGCUGCAUCGUCUGUCUCCAGCUCAAGCACCCUGGGCGAUUCGGUUUCCGGACUCGGUAGAAAAUCGCAUCACAAGUCGACGCAGUCGAUACCCCAAAGUCCGCUCCCGACGACUAAUACCAGCAAUAGCAGCGGCAUAGAAGUCAAUUCUUGGCUUAAUCCGCAACCUUUCGGUCCUUCUUUCGCCGCUUCGCAUUUGAAUACACAUGCCAAGAAGAAGUGGAAAGGAAAGGAAAGAGAGAAGGAGAGGGAAAAGGAAAAGGCUCGAGAGAAGGAAAAGGCGAAAGAAGAGAACGAGCAAUUGAGGCGAAGACGAAUGGCAGAUUUGGAGAAGAUUUCGGCAAACCUGGAAAAGUAUAAAGGACGUAUGGGCGUUGAAUCUCGAACUCGCUCGAUCCCUCGUGCGGAUGGCGAAAACAGAAAGCGGCCGCCAAGUCCAGGAAUCAGUGCAAGUACUGAUGGGGAGGUGAGAGUUGUGAAGAGGAGCAAACCAGCGUGGGCUAUCGCGCCUGAAAAUGGACACGUCGCUGCCGCAAUGGAGAAAGAAACAAAUGACAACAAGAAGACGACGGAUGCCAUCAAAAUCAAUCAUCAACCAGCAGCGUUUUAUACUCCCCAGUUUGCUACUCCCACCUCAGCUGCUAAGACAACUACAACUCCUCUAUCUGUUACUGCCGGCUUGGGACCACCAGUCAAUUCUUCCAGCUCAUCCAGUACGCCUUCAUUGCUUAGUCGUUCGAUUAAUUUAGAUAUACCGAGGGAGACGCCGGAAGAGCGUAUGGAUGAUGACGACGGAAAUGAUUCGACAGGUGGGUUGCUAGUCAGAAAAACCGGGAAAAAUGAUGCUGUCGAAGAGCAAGUGGAGCAAGUCCGUCUGGAUUUGGAUGAUGUCUCUAUACACGGUAGCUCCCCCGUUGGGCCAAUUUCUACUUUCACCUCACGGUUUAGGAAUGUGUCUAUCACGCCCUCUCAGACUCAAAAGAUAUUAGAGCAGCCAGGUGAAGAUGUACCUAUCCGACGGUCUGCCAUAAAGAUAAAUGGGAAGCAAAAGGCGCAACGCAGCAAGGAUAAGAGUGAUGGAAGCGAGAGUGAGGAUGAUGUUCCUCUCAACUGGCCUUCAAGGAAAGGAAAGGGGAAAGCCGCUCCCGAACCCCAAGAUAAUUCAGAAACACAAAGGGAUGAUGAUGGUGUGAAUUUGGGAUCAAGCAAUGGAGAGGAGGGGUCCAGCGACGACCACUCUAAUCCUGUUCUACCGCCUUUCUUAUUCAAAGAUCGGCCUGCGCAUGUGCGACAGCCGUUGCAGACACUUUUCAAAGGCGGAUUUGUUGCAAAACAUAGCUACCAGCGCCCUCUUGUCAAGUCUUCUGCUGUUUCUCCCGUUCCGAAUGCCAAUCGCACCUCCUCUGAGCCAUCUGCCAAAGCUGAACUGCUGCCCCAAAAGCGCAAACGUAGGCCCAAGAAACUUACCAGAGAGCAAUGGCACCACAUCGCACAGAACCAUUUGUCAGAUGUUGAUGACCUGCUUGACGAAUCUUCAAAGAAGAGGUUGAGUCCGAAGAGUGCGGAGAAGCUCGGUGCCGAUCUUUCCAAGCUCACAAGUCCUCGCGUUUUCUCUAUCGUUUCUCGCUCAGAGCCCCGGUCAAAGGGAGCGCCCAUUGAAGAAAAUGAUAACGAGUACUUUACGGACUCUGACUCACAUACAUCUGACAUUGCCCUGUUCCUCCAACAUCCUGAUCCUCCUCCUCCUCCCGAGCGCAUUCGAGAAGCCAAGCGCAAUUUCGGUACGCGUACCAUCGAUCCAUGGAACAGGCAGAAGCAUACUUUUCGAUCCAACCCGGCUCUGCAUCGUGCCAUCUUUGAGGCAUAUAUUAUGCAGUCUACGUCAAUGGAAGAGUCGGGUGGGGAUGAUAUCAAGGUGACGAAUGAGGUCGACGCAGAUGGUGGUCCGCCGGACUUUGAGUUUGUGUAUUCAGAUACUAUGUUAUAUCCGGACGGUAUACCGCCACCAGAGCUAGGUUUGGGGUGCGAUUGUGAUGGACCUUGCGAUCCGGAUUCUGAGACUUGUACUUGUGUAAAGAGGCAAGAGCUUUACUUUUAUGAUCUGGGCUUGAAAGGUUUCGCAUAUGAUGAAAAUGGCAAAAUCAGAGAAAACUCUGCUUCCAUUUGGGAGUGUAACGAGCUAUGUGGAUGUCCUCCUGAGUGUAUGAAUCGCGUUAUCCAACGAGGCCGUGCCAAGGAUACCGGAAUAGAGAUUUUCAAGACCAAAGAAAAAGGUUGGGGUAUCCGCGCUCGGUCAUUCAUACCAAGUGGAACAUACAUCGGCAGUUACACAGGAGAACUGAUUAGGGAGGCGGAAAGUGAACGACGAGGAGUUACCUACACCGCCAUUGGUCGAACAUACGUUUUCGACCUCGACGGAUGGCAAAUUCGGCACCCACCCAAGGGGUUGGAGAAGAUUGAUAAACGCGCCGCAGAGCUAGCUGAAGCGGUGAAAAUGAGAGCCAAGGCUGCAAUGCGAGAGAGCCAAGAAGAUGCUUACAAUGCAUAUAGUGUGGAUGCUUUCCAUUAUGGGAACUUCACUCGCUAUUUUAAUCACUCAUGUGAUCCCAAUUUGGCGAUUACCCAAGCAUAUGUCAAGGACUUCCAUCCAGAACGACCAUUGCUUGUGAUCUUUACUCGUCGAGACAUCAAAAAGCACGAAGAACUUUGUAUCAGUUACAAGGGUAUACCCGAUGACGACGUUCCAUCCCCAGAGCCUGUCAAAAAGAAGAAGGGAAAUAAGGGCAAGAAACAGAUGUCUAAAACAUCUGCUUCGGCACAUCCGCCAGAGAUGAUAGCUUUGAAUUCAGACAAAGGCCCGGUGGAAGUGAAGGAUAUCUGUCGAUGCGGAGCGAAGAAUUGUGAUGGAAGGAUGUUCAACUACGGCUCCUAGUUGGGCGAAGAUUGUAUUGCGACAAAGGAGUUGGCCAAUAAACAAGGACAGCAUUCCCCUGCGGCGAAAUUUAUUUGUAUGAAUAGUCAUAUUUUUGGCCCCAUGUUGCCACUUUUGAUUUAGCAAUUUGUUUUGCAUCUAUGCACCAUCUGCGCAUGCUGC